AUGGCAUCGGAGCCGGCCGUGCUACCCGACGACGCCCUCGCGGAGGUCCUCCGGCGCCUCGCGCCACACGUCCUGGCCGCGGCCCGGCGGGUCUGCAAGGCGUGGCGUGACGCCGUCGACGCCCGCCUGCGCGGCAGCCUGCUCUCGCGGUCGGUGCGCGGCAUCUUCAUCAACUUCACCCGGCAUUGCUUCUCCGAGUUCUUCUCCCGCCCCUCGACGGGCCCGGCGAUCUGCGGGGGGCUCAACUUCCUGCCCUGCAUGGGCGUCCAGGUCACGGACCAUUGCAACGGGCUCCUGCUCUGCGGCGAACGGAUGAACGAGGACCGUGCGCUGCCGCGUGAGUACGUCGUCAACCCGGCCACGCGUCGGUGGGCGCGUCUGACCCAUCGCCCUCGGCCGCACGUGCCGGGAUUCGACCAGACCGCCUACCUCGCGUUCGAUCCCGCCGUGUCACCACACUACCAGGUCUUUCUGAUCCCACGCUUGCCACCGGCCGGCGAAUCGGAUGACGACGAAUCGGACGACGACGAGUGGCCUCCCGCGUCAUACGUGAUGCAUGUGUUCUCUUCGGUGACACAACAGUGGGGCGAGACGACCUUCCUUCGGGAAGGGGAGGCUGCACGGAUCGUCGGCAACAUGGAUUCGGAUUUGUGGUAUAAACAGCAUCGUUAUCAUGCCGUCUACUGGCAAAGCACGCUCUACAUUCAUUGCCGGCAUGGCUAUCUUACAAGGAUGUCCUUGUCAGAUCUCACUUUCACAGUGAUUAAGCUACCAGGUGCCUGUGAAUUGAGAGGCUAUCCCAACCACCAUCUGGUGCGAUACUUAAUGGCUGGAAUCAACUUCAGCUUUGGUAUCUCAAUGAAUCCAUCGGUCGAAUUGAGUGGGUGUUAA
Triticum turgidum subsp. durum (durum wheat) is the source of this 891-nucleotide messenger RNA. NCBI's taxonomy places the organism in Eukaryota, Viridiplantae, Streptophyta, Magnoliopsida, Poales, Poaceae. The record is from the annotation of a GenBank genome assembly.